UGUCCCCACACAGUUCCAGUCCCAUCUGCCCUCCCUUUGCCGGAGCCCAAGUUUGGUCCUGGGAGAUGGUCUGUGUAACUUCAAUUCACUCCACCGCUAUUUUGGAAUUUCUCCGUUUGGCAGUUUUUUAAAGAUUAAAAAAAAGUUACCACAUGAUACCCAGCAGUCCCACUCUAGGAUUAAUGAAAAGGACUUACCAUAUACGUUACAACUUUUUACUAAAGCCUUGAGAGAUAGACAUUGGCUUGUUGUCCAUGAACAUCUCCUUGUACUUGGCUAUAGCUUUGCCGUGAGUCCUUUAAGGUUUUACCAGUUUUACCAAUGAAGGAUAAAGCACUUCUCGGUGAAGUGCCCAAUAUUAGAGAUGAAAGAAGAGCUAAUAUCAAGGUUAAUUUCCAGUCAGAUUGACUAAGUCCUCGUCUAGGAAUUAAUUACUUUGAGAUUGACUCUUCUUUCUUCCUGGUUACUAUUUGAUGUCACCUAAACAAAACUGAUGCUCUGAUCCAAAACAGUUUGGAUUAUGUCCUGUAUUGAUAUUCCUGUCUUGACUUGAGCUGGGAUGCUCCUAGGAGGAAUAGAAGCCCUAUAUUUUACCUGAGCACAUAUAUGGAUGGCCACCUAGAUGCAACAGCACUCUGCUUCUUUCUUAACAGGAUGUGACUUUGUGACUCAUGAGAGAUGAAUGGUGAGACUCUUGCCCUGGCCAGUUUGGAUCAGCAGUUAGAGCGUUGGCCCACGGACCAGAGUCACAGAGCAUCUACUCUAUGCAAGGCUAUGUGGUAGAUGUUGAGACUACAAGAUUGUGAAUUCCUCUUGGUAUUGGGUUCGUGGCAGCAACCUUAUGUUGACAUAGUUUUAGAUGAAAAUGUUAUGUUCCUGUGAAGCAUAAGAAUGUGUUAGCAGCUGCUGAUGAAUUGAUAGGGACCAGCACUGUACCAGCAUUGCCCUCAUCUCAGAUAAAGAUGAAUGUCAUGUCUCAUUGAAUACCAAAAGUUUGAAGUUUAGAAGACAUUUGCUGACUCAGAUCACUGCAAAAAGAUGGCCUUUUCCAGCAUUUCUUCUGUGUGGCCAUGUGACUCAGUUCUCACCCAUGGAAUGUGAGAGGAAGAAAGCCUAAGACUUUAUUUUUAGGGAAAGAAUUCUUCAGUACCACCAAAGAUCAAGCUAAGAAAGAUGUUCACUGUGGCUAUGCUAACUGAGGACUGAAGUUUGCACCUUGGAGAAAGCAGGAUGAAUUUCAAGUCCUCACAUAGUUGGCUAAAACAGGUCCCUUUCUUCAUUGUCAAGAACAAGGUUGCAUUUUGAUCCAGGGUGAAUCUGUCAUGCCUUCUGGAACAAUACAGAAUGGAAAAAGUUUUCAGAACAAGAGUCAGUUUAGAACCAUUGCACCGAAAAUUGUGCCCAAAGUCCAAACUUCCAGAGUGCCGUCGGGCCCUGCGCCAUCACUCUCUGAUCAGGUGAAUCCAGGCCCCUCCGUCGGCUCCGCACCGCUAGGGAUGCCCACCCAGAACUAUGCUCUGAUGCAGGUUGCUGGCCAUAAGGGGACGUUUUCUCUCGUGGCAUUGCCGCAUGUUGCCUCAGCUCAGCCAGUCCAGAAGCCCAGACUGCCCCCUCCUGAAAACCUCAAACUGCCUAUUCCUCGAUACCAACCCCCGAGAAAUAACAAAUGGUCAACAAAGAGUCCCGCGCUGAGCUCCUCUGAACGCGGUGGUAGCAGACCUCCUGCCCAAACCCAGACAUCUCCUUCCCCGCCUGACCGUUCUGAACCCCUACCCCAACCCAGCGCAUCUGGGCCAGCGCCAUCACUAGAACAAGCCCCAGCCAGUGUCAGCAUGGCUGCACUGACCAAUGGCCGUGACCACAGAGAUUCUCGACCUCCAGUGACCAGUGACCAUGGAGAUCCGGACCUUCCUGACACCGCAACAUCAUCCACACCAGAGGAACCCUCUGCCAGGCAGGGCCUCAUGAAGAUUUCAGACAAAGAAAACUUUUCAAGCAAAGAAACAUCCAAUAAACCUGCUGUUGCCAGUGAAAAACAUAAAGAACAAGUUGAUCUUGCAAAAGGCACAGUCAGGUCAUCACCAGCCAUUUUGGGCAGCGUGCCUCAGUUGAUCCCCUCAGUCCCCAAAGGCAAACUGCCAAUCUUACCCUACUUAAGGAUGAAAACAACCGAGUUUUAUAAAAGUGAGUCAGAGGCUAACAUUGUGGACUUUUCUUUACCUGGGCUCAGGGUAGACUGCGAUAAGACAUCCACCAUCACAGAAGGCUUUGAUGUGGUACCUGGUCCACAGGUGUCGAAGCAGAGUCCCUGUAAAAGUGCCUUUUGUCCAGCUACCAAACUGGAUCUAAACUACAAAACAAAACUGAACAGUGAGGCAGCAAAGAGAAAAGGAAGAAAACUAAAGGCAUCAGAUGAAAUCUUGUCAUUUCAGGGGAGAAGGAAGAAAUGUAAAAGAAUAAGAAAUGAUUCCCAACAAUCCAGAGACCAAAAACCUGGGGCUAUGAAAAAAUAUCGUAGCAUUAUGCCUAAACCUGUCAUUGUCAUGCCCGCCGUGGCUCCCCUGGCUCCUGCAGCUGUGUUCCAGCCUCAGAGGCCCAGCAGCCUAGAACAGGACAGUUUGCUAAAUAAUUCCUUCACUUCUAGAUAUCUCGGCUGUAAGCAGGAUGACAGCCCUUCCCCUAAGCCCAACUCUGCAUUCAGAAAUGGAUUCUCUGGCAUUAAGAAGCCUUGGCACAAAUGUCCUGUCUGUGACCAUCACUUCCAGCUCAAACAGCACCUCCGAGACCACAUGAACACACACACUAACAGCCGGCCAUACAGCUGUCGGAUUUGUUGCAAGGCAUAUGUGCAUUCUGGCAGCCUGAGCGCACACAUGGAACUUCAUCAUGGUGAGAGCCAGCUGAAGAAACUCGUGUGCUGUGAAUUUUGUGCAAAAGUGUUUGGUCACGUCAGAAUCUAUUUCGGCCAUCUGAAAGAAGUGCAUAGGGUUGUCAUCAGCACCGAGCCCUCCUCCAGCGAACUGCAACCAGAGGAUGUGCCGAAGAACAGGGACAGGGACAUGAGUGUGCAGAGGGAAAACAAAUCAAGCCUGGAAGAAGACUUCCUCCUAAACCAGGUAGAUGAAGUCAAAUUACAAAUCAAAUGUGGUCGCUGUCAGAUCACUGCCCAGUCCUUUGCUGAAAUAAAGUUUCAUUUACUUUAUGUUCAUGGAGAGGAAAUCCAGGGCAGGCUGCAAGAGGAGCUCUCCCCAGGAGUCCAGGCCGCUCAGGAAGAACUGGUGCACCAUGCUGCUCCCUCCUGGAAACAGCAUCCUGAAAGAAGAAAGGUGCUGAAGCACGGUCCCUCUGAUGAGGAGGGACUUGCAGUUCCUAAAUUGACAAGGCAGCCCUACCUUCACCAUCAGAAUGACAUAGAAAUGCUCACAGAACAUGAAGGCACCCAGCUGGGACCCAGGGAGCCAGGAGAAGUCCCCCAGGGCCCUGCGUGCCCCGGCCCACACUCCGUGCUCCUCCAGUCCCAUUCUGGCUAUAACUGCAUCCUUUGUGCACAGACACUUGGAAGGAAAGACGAACUCCUCCUGCACUGGGAACAAGAGCACAAUUGUGAGGACCCUCCCAAGCUCUGGAGGAUUCUAAAUGCACUCACUAGCCAGGACUGAUUGAACUUCCCAGCAGAACUGAAAAAUGAAAGACAAGCUACAAGAGGUUAAACAGAGUUUUGUAUCACCUUUCUCUCAGAGUUCUUGUUUUAUGGUGGUGGUUAACUAUAAGAAACAAACAAGUUAGGAUCAGCAUUAAUAAACAGGAGUGAUUUUUGUACAUAAUUUUAUUUUCUUAUG
Molossus molossus (Pallas's mastiff bat) is the source of this 3839-nucleotide messenger RNA. RefSeq names its product zinc finger protein 438 (gene ZNF438). Bases 1323 to 3659 code for a protein of 778 amino acids. The record is from RefSeq and is a predicted model, not a curated record. Gene Ontology annotation, molecular function: sequence-specific DNA binding; DNA-binding transcription factor activity, RNA polymerase II-specific. The transcript has 17 exons. Gene Ontology annotation, biological process: regulation of transcription by RNA polymerase II. NCBI's taxonomy places the organism in Eukaryota, Metazoa, Chordata, Mammalia, Chiroptera, Molossidae. Gene Ontology annotation, cellular component: nucleus.